AUGUCGAGCCGCCAAAACGACGCCGGAACAGCCCCAAUUCCCAACGCGAACCACCAUAUCCACGAGUCGAAAAGUCUGGAUGUGCAAGUUCGACUUCAGUAUCUCAAGGACGACCCUAUCUACUCGACACAGAAGCCCCUACAAAUCACCCCCAACUUCCUCGACAAGGAGCAUAAGACGAACGUCCAGCUGGCACCGGGGGAAGUGGAAACUAUCAGCGAUGUGCGAGGCAAGGAACAUCAAUUCUCUCUCGACGCCAACGGCUUCCAAUAUGUCCACGCCCCCACCCAAUUCAAGGAUUGGUCUUCGCAGCCCAAGAUUGCUCACGACUAUCUGCCCGAACUAGAGUCUCUGCUCCGCAAGGAGAUUGAUGGAUGCGACGAGAUCAUGUUCUACGAUGCCCGAAUUCGGCACUCGGACGAUGCCGGCCUGCGAGUCGAAGGCUUGAGCUACAAUCCCUUCGCUAAGCAGGUGCAUACCGACAAUACCGAGAAGAGCGUGCUCAUGAAGAUUCGAAACCUCUGCGAGAUUAAAGCAGAUUGGCUCCUGAAGGGCCGCGCUCGCAUCAUUAACAUUUGGCGUCCGAUCAAGCAUCCCGUGUACGACUGUGGAUUGGCAGUGGCCGAUGGCGGAAAGCUACGGCAAGGUGACAUCCUGGAAUGUGACCGCCAUCGCCAAGACACCGGAGAAUUCUGGGAUACCAUGGGCGUCGUCAAAUAUAGAUCCGGCUUCGACUGGUACUACAUGUCCCUCCAAGACGAACCCGACGUGCUUCUGUUCAAAAACUACGACAGUGCAACGGAUGUAUCAGCCCGCACUUGUCUUCACACUGCUUUCGAUCUACCGGAGGUGCCCUCGGGAUCUCCGACCAGGGAGAGCAUCGAGGUGAGAGCACUCAUCUUCACCUAUCCCGAAGGGGCACGGCGGCCUUCAGCGCAUUGGUCAAUGCCUCAUCCUCUGGCAGAGAAGCUGGAGCAGAGCGACCUACAGCGUGUGGAUGUCCAUCACAGCAUCAUGGCAGGACACGUGCGCCACGACAUCGACGAAGGGAAUGAGGUCCCGGACGCCGUGUCUCUCUUGAGACGCCGGCACACGCAGGCGCUACAGGCAGAACGCGACUCACUCAAAGAGCAAGUCGACAUCCUCACGAGACACUCGGAUGCUCUACAAAAGCAGGUCUCGGGAUUGACGAAGCGGCUGCAGCAGAACGCGCCAGAUUUGAGGGAUGAAGUACAGGGCUUGGAAGCACAGCUUGUCGACUUGCGCAUGCAAUCGAGGAUGGCUCCAACCGACAACUUGGGAUUCGCCUCAUGCGCACCUGACGAAUGGACCAUACUCUCGCAGCAGCUCGAAAGAGCAAACCGAGAAGCAGAGGUCUGGAAAGCCGAGGCCCUGGGCCAUGGAUAUCAAGCCGUCAGUCGGGCGUGGCAAAGUAGUGUAGAUGAAGCUGUUCGGCGCGAGCGGCAGAAAGAUGCCGCUGUCAUUGACGGCCUUCGAGCGCGGAUCAGGCGUCUCGAGGCUGAGGUCACAGCUCCAGGUCUCUAG
Molecule: messenger RNA, 1545 nt
Organism: Lecanosticta acicola
Lineage: Eukaryota; Fungi; Ascomycota; Dothideomycetes; Mycosphaerellales; Mycosphaerellaceae
Source: the annotation of a GenBank genome assembly